Messenger RNA from Micromonas pusilla CCMP1545, 1767 nucleotides. RefSeq names its product dihydrodipicolinate synthase chloroplast precursor (gene DHDPS). Gene Ontology annotation, molecular function: 4-hydroxy-tetrahydrodipicolinate synthase activity. The transcript has 5 exons. The record is from RefSeq and is a predicted model, not a curated record. Bases 32 to 1108 code for a protein of 358 amino acids. NCBI's taxonomy places the organism in Eukaryota, Viridiplantae, Chlorophyta, Mamiellophyceae, Mamiellales, Mamiellaceae.
CGAAGACCGGGGACAGCACAAAGUUCAAUCGAUGCCGACUCUUGCCAAGAUUUCAGCAGCGCAAGUUGUCAACGCUCAUUUCUUUUCUCGAUCCACUCGCCGCGGCGUCAAGCAAGCUUCGAUCGCGAGUAACGCGAGUAAGACCUGGACGAAUGCCAGCAUGAUGCAGAUGACUGCAACUGUGGAAGAAAUACAGAAAACACGACUAAUCACUGCCAUCAAGACCCCCUACUUGGCGAGUGGCAAAAUUGACCUUGCUGCAUACGAUAAGCUAGUUGAAAAUCAAAUUGAGUGUGGUGUCGGUGGACUAGUAGUUGGUGGCACUACAGGAGAGGGCCAGCUGAUGUCGUGGGACGAGCACAUCAUGCUUAUCGCACAUACAGCGAAGCUCUAUGGUGAUAAACUACAAGUAAUCGGAAACACGGGCUCGAACUCUACCCGCGAAGCUGUUCAUGCCUCAUCUCAAGGCUUUGCCGUUGGCAUGGACGCCGCGCUGCAUAUCAAUCCGUAUUAUGGCAAGACCUCCAAGAAAGGAAUAAUUGCGCACUUCAAUGCAGUGCUGAAAUAUGGCCCGACGAUUGUGUACAAUGUCCCUGCCCGCACUUCUCAAGACAUAAGUCCAGAAAUAAUGCUCGAAUUGGCUGAGCAUAAGAAUUUUGCUGGUAUAAAGGAAUGUGAAGGCAAUGCUCGCAUUAAGUAUUACACUGAUCAGGGAAUUGUUUGCUGGUCUGGAAAUGAUGAUGAAGCGCAUGAUGCAAGAUAUGAAGCUGGAGCUGUGGGGGUCAUCUCUGUAACCAGCAAUAUAGUUCCGAGGUUGAUGUCUCAGUUGAUAAAUGACGGGCCGAAUCCCGAGCUUCGUGAUAGACUCUUACCGAUGAUGAUCUCUACUUUGAGGUUAUUCACCGAGCCUAAUCCCAUCGGAUUAAACACCAUGCUUGCCAUGCUAGAUUGUGCUGAGCCAGUCUUCCGGCUUCCAUAUAUUCAGUACGAUGAAGAACUUAGGGCACAGGGCGCUGCACUUAUCAGAGGAAUAGGUCUUGAGCACACGCCUGGAAGCAAGCUACUUGACCUUAGAAAUUCAGACUUUACAACGCUGAGCGAAUGGUGACCGAUAGUUUUGAGUUGUGGAAUCGUUUUCUCAACAAGAUCGUAUAUUUUGAAAAAAAACUCAAGAGCUGUGACAAAAGUUUGAAUGUCAUUUCAUCAGACCAAAUAUGUGUUUUUUGUAUCCAAAUAGGUUCAAAAAUAAAUAUGAGGCGUGCGAAACACCGCGUGUGCCUUAAUUUGCAGCCUUUCUGGAAUCAUUCAUAGUACUGGGGUGUAGCCGUGUACAGUGAGCAUAGAUUCCGCAGUUGAAAUUGUUCUUAUACUUGGCUCAUAUCAUCACAUCCACAGAUUAGAUCAUGGAUGACGCUGCCUUACAUAGAAAGCUGAGAGAAAAUGUAAGAGAAAAUGUACUCAUGUACUGUGCUUCAUUCGCGAAGAUUUUGCAGCACUUCGGGUAUUCGAAAGGGUUUAUGAACUCAGGCAUACUAACAAAUCGUAGACGUCAGCAAUUAAGUAUGCAACUUCAGGAUGUGGAUGCGGUGCAACAUCACUCUCGAGUUGUGCAUGACCUAACCUGGCCACCAAGGCUACAUAGUACUCAGAGAAAGGUACAAGGUCUACAAGUAUAAAAAUGUACGUUGACUGGAAACGUAGAAUAACACAAGGGACGAAAUAAAUAAGAGUAGGUGGUCGAUAAAUCAGAAAGCUACAUAUAUCAUC